AUGAAAAAUAAAUUAUUAUAUGAAACUACUGGUACCAUAAAGAAAAAUAAACAAGUUAGAAAUCAGCAACAACUACUAAAACUUAGUGCAAAUCACGAAACUGUUAGCUUUGCUGCUACUUCUAAUUUGGAAAAUGCUAUACAACAAACUAAAGAAAAAGUUGCUAAAAUCGCAGCUGAAUAUCGCGGACAAAACCGUAAAUUCAGAGAUCGCGAAUUUGACAUAUAUAUGAACAUGAAUGAUUGUCUUUAUAAUUGUAAAGCAGUCAAGUUCACCGCCACUAAUAAUGUAAAACGUGUUUCAGAUAUUUAUAAAAAUCCCCAGUUUUUCAUCAAUGGUGUUGAACCCAAUGAUAUUAGACAAGGUGAAGUUGGUGACUGUUGGUUUGUUGCUUCAUUAGCCGUUAUUGCAAAUAUUCCAAAAUUAUUGGAAACUAUUUGUGUGGCUAGAGAUGAAAAAGUCGGAGUUUAUGGUUUUAUUUUUUUCAAAGAUGGUGAUUGGAUUUCAACUGUUGUUGAUGAUCAACUUUUUACGUCCGGUAAAGAGCAAAAUGGAAAUUGGAAAUUAACAUUUUCUAUCCAUGGUGGUGAAACUGGACAAGGAAUCGAAGAUUUGACGGGUGGUGUCUACACUUUAAUUUUCGUUUCUGACAUUUUAGAUAAAGAUCAAUUUUGGAAUGAAGAAUUAAUACAUGUUAAUGAUGGUGUAUUAUUUGCUUGUAGUAGAUUUGAAUUCAGUGAUCAAGAUAUGGAUACAAAAGGAACUUAUAGUAAUCACGCUUAUAGUGUUUUACGUGUAGCUGAAAUAGAAGAUAAUAUUAAACUUUUACAAAUUAGAAACCCUUGGGGUUCAUCUGAAUGGACUGGUGCAUGGAGUGAUGGUAGUAAAGAAUGGAAUUCUGAUCGUAUAACUAAACUUGAUCAUAAAUUUGGUGAUGAUGGUACUUUCUGGAUGAGUUAUGAUGAUUUUCUUAAAUAUUGGGAUCAAAUUGAUAGAUGUAAAUUAUUUGAUUCAAGUUGGACUGUUUAUUCAACUUGGAUUAAUUAUAAUGUUGUACCAAAAUCUAAAGGAAAAUUUACUUUAUAUUUACCUGAAGAUUGUGAUUUAGUUAUAGUACUUCAACAACCUGAUGAUAGAUAUUUUAGUGAUAAACCUAAAUAUAUAUAUCGAUUAACUUUUCGUGUAUACAAAGAGGGUGAAUCAACUUAUUUAAUCCGUAGUCGUUCAUCAGUUCCGUUAGCUCCUCGUAGUGUUAAUCAUGAAACCACUCUUCAAGCUGGUAAUUAUGAAAUUAUUCCACGUAUAAAUCGUGAAAUUGCUCCUCCUGAUACAGAUACAAGCGAAACAACUGAAAAUAAUGAGGAUAAAGAAAGUAAGAAACGUAAAGAAAAACAAGGUACUGAUAAGAAAAAUGAAGAGAAAUGGGAAUUACAAUUGGGUUUGAGAAUUUAUAGCAAGUGUAAAGAAAUUAAAUUGGAAGGUCAUCCAGGAGAGUUUCCAAAAAAGAAAGAUAAGAAAGAGGAUAGUAAAGAAGAUAAAGAUCCCGAAGUUGAUACUAAAGUUAUUGAACCUAAAGAUGAUAAGGACAAUGAUAACGACAAGAGUAAAGAUGAUGAUAAAAGUACGGAUGACAACAAGAGCAAAGAUGUUGAUAAAGGUAAAGAUGACGACAAGAGCAAAGAGGAUGAUAAAAGUAAAGAAGACGACAAGAGCAAAGAGGAUGAUAAAAGUAAUGACGACAAGAGCAAAGAUGAUAAAAGUAAAGAGGAUAAUGAUAAAAGUAAAUAG
Molecule: messenger RNA, 1788 nt
Organism: Cetraspora pellucida
Lineage: Eukaryota; Fungi; Glomeromycota; Glomeromycetes; Diversisporales; Gigasporaceae
Source: the annotation of a GenBank genome assembly